GGAAAGGGAGAAAGAUGGGAACAGGAAGAGCUCCAUGCUGUGAUAAGGCGGGCUUGAAGAAGGGGCCGUGGACGCCAGCAGAGGAUAUGAGGCUCGUGGCCUACAUUCACAGGCAUGGGCAUGGGAAUUGGCGUGCACUGCCCAAGCAAGCAGGUUUGUUGCGAUGCGGAAAGAGCUGCCGAUUGAGAUGGAUUAACUAUCUCCGGCCAGACCUCAAGCGUGGGAACUUCACACGUGAGGAAGAGGAAACCAUAAUCAAGCUCCAUGAAUUGCUAGGAAACAAAUGGUCGAAGAUCGCCGCUCGUCUGCCAGGGAGGACAGAUAAUGAAAUUAAGAAUGUGUGGAAUACUCACUUAAAGAAGCGGGCCACACUGAAAGGGACCAAUCCAUCCAUCGAAUUUGAUUGUGCCUCCGAAGCGAGUGAUGUGGAAUGUGGGGAGAGGAAGAAAGAGGUGUUGGAGGAGAUGAUAGAAACACCGAUCGAACCUAAUAUGGAUAUAUGGGACAUGUUAGAAGACGACACUACGAAGUCACUAGAUAUGAUCAAUGGUAAAGAUGAAUCCACAUGGCACGUGCAUUUAAAGGAGCAGUUCGGAUCAAAAUAUGAUCUUAAUGUGCCUACAGUUGAAUUUAAUGAAUCACCAAGCUCCUCCAUUUCAAAUGGAUCAUGGCCCAUUGAUGUUGGUCGACUUGGGACCAAAGGAAAGGCACAACCACCGUUCAAAUCAGAAAGUUUCAGUGAUGAGAUGGGACCCAAAGAGAUGUCCCAUGACCCCUAUGAGGGACUUCCUGAAAUCCCAAACUUGGAUUUUUGGGACAUUUUAGAGGAUGGGCUGUCUUUCUUUCCUCCGAUUGUGGGGCCCAACCAUGCAGUGGAGGACUGUCACAGCAUCAAGGACUCUGAGAAGGAAGAAUCAAGAGGAGAAGGUGAUGGAAAAAGGUGGAUAGCAAACUUAGAGAAGGAAUUGGAGCUGUGGACCCCAGAUGGUGACCACCAUUGGAGUUCGAUGAAUGGUGCGAUCGAGCCAUUGGCCCCAUCUUGUCCCUACUAUGAUGCAAAACUGGCCGAUGAAGUCGAUCCGAUCAUGGCUUAUUUUCAAAUGCAGCCUCCAUCACCACCAAUCUUUAGUUCAUGGAUCUGAUUAUCAGAUUACUACCUAAUCCAAAAGUCAAAGAAUUUUAAGUGUAUGUUAUACAAGUCGACCAAUUUCGACCUUCGGUCCCACCUAACACUUAGAAAAUCUCUCUCUCUCUCUCUCUC
This is a messenger RNA of Magnolia sinica, 1261 nucleotides long. Its product is annotated as transcription factor MYB58-like. The record is from RefSeq and is a predicted model, not a curated record. The transcript is spliced from 3 exons. NCBI's taxonomy places the organism in Eukaryota, Viridiplantae, Streptophyta, Magnoliopsida, Magnoliales, Magnoliaceae. The coding region runs from base 15 to 1142 and encodes 375 amino acids.